Messenger RNA from Durotheca rogersii, 2143 nucleotides. RefSeq names its product malate synthase, glyoxysomal. Bases 308 to 1936 code for a protein of 542 amino acids. NCBI's taxonomy places the organism in Eukaryota, Fungi, Ascomycota, Sordariomycetes, Xylariales, Xylariaceae. The record is from RefSeq and is a predicted model, not a curated record. Gene Ontology annotation, cellular component: cytoplasm; peroxisomal matrix. Gene Ontology annotation, biological process: glyoxylate cycle. The transcript is spliced from 4 exons. Gene Ontology annotation, molecular function: malate synthase activity.
AUAAGAGGUGUCUAUGACACACGUAUAACACAUAUAUAACCCGUAACCCAACCCCCCUUACUGGUCCUCCAGGUUUCCCUUCUCCCCAUUUGGUCGCCCUAUAGACACAUGUUGUCUUCUCUCCACCCAACCCCCUACGCUCCAUUCCUCUCCAUAGUCAACCCUCUCGGCUCAUCCGACGUUGGGGUAUACCAUAAACUUACCUACUGAAACCCCCUUGGCUUACCCAUCCGCUAGAUCUCGGCCACCCUAGGGUUAUCUCUAUAUAUCCAGCUGCGUGUCUGUUGAUGUGGAGUUGGUGAACACGAUGGCGACCACCGACAGCAUCCUCCAGGGCGUCAGCAUCUCGGGCACCAUACAGCCCGAGCACAAGAAGAUCCUGACCCCCCAGGCCCUCGCCUUCCUCGCUCUGCUCCACCGGUCCUUCGAUGGCACGCGGAAAGCGCUGCUCGAACGACGCGUGCUACGCCAGGCCGAGAUAGACCGAGGCAUCCUCCCCGACUUCCUACCCGAGACGCGGCACAUCCGCGAGGACCCCACCUGGAAAGGCGCCCCUCCCGCCCCAGGGCUCGUCGACCGCCGCGUCGAGAUCACGGGCCCCACCGACCGGAAGAUGGUGGUGAAUGCUCUGAACUCGGACGUCUGGACUUACAUGGCGGAUUUCGAAGACUCUAGCGCUCCGACAUGGGACAACAUGAUCAAUGGACAGGUCAACCUCUAUGACGCCGUGCGGCGGGAUGUAGACUUUAAGCUCGGGCCCAAGGAGUAUAAGCUCCGGACGGACCGGACCCUACCGACCUUAAUUGUGCGGCCGCGUGGGUGGCACUUGGUUGAGAAACAUGUCACCGUGGACGGGGAGCCCAUCUCCGGAUCCCUGUUCGAUUUCGGGCUGUACUUUUUCCACAACGCUGUCGAGGCGACGAAGCAGGGCUUCGGUCCGUACUUCUACCUGCCCAAGCUAGAGUCGCACCUGGAGGCGCGUCUGUGGAACGACGUCUUCAACCUGGCGCAGGACACCCUCGGCGUGCGACGCGGCACGAUCCGGGCUACAGUCCUGAUCGAGACGAUCCUGGCCGCUUUCGAGAUGGAGGAGAUCAUCUACGAGCUGCGCGACCACAGCUCCGGCCUCAACUGCGGCCGCUGGGACUACAUCUUCAGCACGAUCAAGAAGUUCCGCCAGAACAGCAACUUCGUGCUGCCCGAUCGUGGCUCCGUUACCAUGACGGUGCCCUUCAUGGAUGCCUACGUCAAGCUGCUAAUCCAGACGUGCCACCGCCGUGGGGUGCACGCCAUGGGUGGCAUGGCUGCUCAGAUCCCCAUCAAGGAUGAUAAGGAGGCGAACGAUCGCGCGAUGGAGGGCGUGCGGGCCGACAAGCUGCGCGAGGUGCGCGCCGGCCACGACGGAACGUGGGUGGCGCACCCGGCACUGGCUUCCAUCGCGUCCGAGAUCUUUAACAAGCACAUGCCGACGGCGAACCAGCUAUUCCGACGGCGCGAGGAUGUGGUCGUGGGUCAGAACGACUUGCUCAAUAUGAAUGUACCCGGUAAGGUCACCGAGGAGGGUAUCCGCAAGAACCUCAGCAUCGGCCUCGGCUACAUGGAGGCCUGGAUUCGCGGUGUCGGCUGCGUGCCCAUCAACUACCUGAUGGAGGACGCAGCGACGGCCGAGGUAUCGCGGUCGCAGUUGUGGCAGUGGGUGCGGCACGGAGUGACGACGGCGGAGGGCAAGAAGGUAGAUAAGGCGUACGCGCUGCAGCUGCUGCGAGAACAGACUGAGAAGCUGGCCGCUGCGGCGCCCAAAGGCCACCGGUACGCGCUCGCGUCGCAGUACUUCGCCGGGCAGGUAACUGGCGAGGAUUACGCUGACUUCCUCACGACGCUGCUGUACGACGAGAUUACGUCUGUGGGUAACGCCGCGCCCGCGAGCAAGCUAUAGGUGAGACAAGCAAGAUGGUUGUCUGGGGAAAAGAUGGAGAGAGAAAGAUAGCGGCUUGCGAGGUGAAAGUUGUAAAUACCUGGGAAGAAUGGCUUAAGGGGAAAGGAUGUUCAACCGGUAAUCGGCGACCGAUGGCUCUAGGCAAUCAUAUGCAUUUGAACCGAGUUCCGGUUUUCGCCAUAACUGGAUAUAUAUUUUAUAUAAACA